AUGCCAAAACAAUCAGUAUUGUGGAAUAGUCAGUGCAAACAAUUAGCACUGUUAGCAUGGUCAAUUACCUGGAUAGUAUUGUUUAUCAUAUUUAUGGAGAUUAACAUAUCUAUUGUUAGGGGUUUCUCAGUUUGGAUAUUUGGCUUAAUUGCUGACCUACUCAUACUGAUUGAAAUGGUGGGUGUGUUUGCCGGCUGGAAACGACACUAUUGUCUGGCACUUACCUACACCGGUAUCAAAGCAGUAAUGGCAAUGCUAUCACUUAUUGCUACUAUUUUUACCGCUAAUAUUCCCGGACCGGUAACGGCUUUAUUUCAACAGUGUUUUGUUGGAGCUAUUGUUGGCUAUAUUUACUGUUGUGAACUGUCGUCACCAUUAACAGCACCGGUAUCAAGUGUACACUACAGUAAUGAUGGUGUAAUUGAUAACUGUAUGGCAUAA
This is a messenger RNA of Oppia nitens, 441 nucleotides long. RefSeq lists its product as uncharacterized. The record is from RefSeq and is a predicted model, not a curated record. NCBI's taxonomy places the organism in Eukaryota, Metazoa, Arthropoda, Arachnida, Sarcoptiformes, Oppiidae. The coding region runs from base 1 to 441 and encodes 146 amino acids. The transcript has 2 exons.